Messenger RNA from Peromyscus maniculatus bairdii (prairie deer mouse), 3778 nucleotides. RefSeq names its product neuroligin 2 (gene Nlgn2). The record is from RefSeq and is a predicted model, not a curated record. Gene Ontology annotation, cellular component: membrane. NCBI's taxonomy places the organism in Eukaryota, Metazoa, Chordata, Mammalia, Rodentia, Cricetidae. Gene Ontology annotation, molecular function: neurexin family protein binding.
AGAGCCCCGAGGGUGGGAGAUCCGGGGGGAAAUGUCUUCACCCUGCCCCAGCCCGCUACGUCCAUCCGUCCGUCUGUCCACUCCCACCCCCGUCACUGUCUUCAAUCCCCCCACACUCUAGAGGGCGGGUGGGCAGGCGAGUGAGAGCGAGGGGUGUGCGCCGCUCUCUCGGCAGGGGGCGGGGGAGGCGGCCGCGCGGUGACGCGCGGGGCUGCUGCGGCUGCUCCGCCGGCGGAUCAUCACUCUCGGGCUGGGAUGGACGCAGGGCGGGCGGGCCCUGGCGCGCAGAGCCAGGAGUCCGGGCCUCCUGGCUGCUGAGCAUUCCCCAAAGCCUCCCCCAGCCCUUGCCUUCCUUCCUAGGAGCCGCGCCGACCUCUGCCUCGAGGCUCCGGACUCGGCCCCCGCCCUCUUCUGACUCCCCGGAUCUCCCUCUCCCGCCCGCCCUCGGGAUCGACUAGAUCCCUCCCCCCUCCCCGAGGAUUCCGGCUGGAUCCCUGCCCCUGCACCGCGGAUUCUGCGCUCCGGGGCCCCGGGCCCCUGGGGAUUGCUGUGGACUCCUCCUCCAGCGCCCGAUCCCUUAGGAUCUUCCGCCUGGACCGCCUCUUGGUCCCUCGAAGCCGGCCCAGAGAGCCAGUGGAUCUCCAAUCCAAUCCUGUCCCGUUGCUCCCUCCUGGCUCAGCCUUCCCCACUGCGGGGUUCCCUGUUCUUGAGCUCCCUCUGACCCCAUACCCUAGCUUUCCUUUUCCCGGGGAUCGACUGGAUCCCGGCCCCGCCCCCCGGGGCUGGGGCGAUCCCCCUCCCCCGCCGGGUGAGGCGCUGCAGGCGGGGGCUGGGCCUGCGGGGCCGCGGGGGCUCAGAGGCCGCCGCCCCCCUUCUGAAGCCCGUCCGCCCCCCACUCGGAGCCCUGGAUGGAGGCACCACGGCCCCAGGGCUGAUCCAGGUCGGGCCUGCCUGCACCUCCUCCCACCUUCCUCCCCUUCCCCACCCCUCGCCCCCUCCAUGGAGAGGAACAGACCCCUCUUCUGUCCCUUCUAACCCAGGUCCCUACCCGUCCCCCUCCUCCUUCCUUUCCCCGCCCCCUCCUCCCUCCUGGGGCGAGGGGGGCCUCCCUCCCUCUCCCCCCCUUCUCUCUCUCUCCGAGGGGGGGGUCAGGGGAGGGAGGGGGGGUCCCCCAAUCAGCAUGUGGCUCCUGGCGUUGUGUCUGGUGGGGCUGGCUGGGGCUCAACGGGGAGGAGGGGGUCCCGGCGGCGGCGGCGGCGGCGGCGGCGCCCCUGGCGGCCCGGGCCUGGGCCUCGGCAGCCUCGGGGAGGAGCGCUUCCCGGUAGUGAACACAGCCUACGGGCGAGUGCGCGGCGUGCGGCGCGAGCUCAACAACGAGAUCCUGGGUCCGGUCGUGCAGUUCUUGGGCGUGCCCUACGCCACGCCGCCCUUGGGCGCCCGCCGCUUCCAGCCGCCGGAGGCACCGGCCUCGUGGCCCGGCGUGCGCAACGCCACCACCCUGCCGCCCGCCUGCCCGCAGAACCUGCACGGGGCCCUGCCGGCCAUCAUGCUGCCUGUGUGGUUCACCGACAACUUGGAGGCGGCCGCCACCUACGUGCAGAACCAGAGCGAGGACUGCCUGUACCUCAACCUCUACGUGCCCACUGAGGACGGUCCGCUCACAAAAAAACGUGACGAGGCGACGCUCAAUCCGCCAGACACAGAUAUCCGGGACUCUGGGAAGAAACCAGUGAUGCUGUUUCUACAUGGCGGCUCCUACAUGGAGGGCACUGGGAACAUGUUCGACGGCUCAGUCCUGGCUGCCUAUGGCAAUGUCAUCGUAGCCACGCUCAACUACCGUCUUGGGGUGCUCGGUUUUCUCAGCACUGGUGAUCAGGCUGCAAAAGGCAACUAUGGGCUCCUGGACCAGAUCCAGGCCCUGCGCUGGCUCAGUGAAAACAUUGCCCACUUUGGAGGUGACCCUGAACGCAUCACCAUCUUUGGGUCGGGUGCGGGGGCCUCCUGUGUCAACCUGCUGAUCCUCUCCCACCAUUCAGAAGGACUCUUCCAGAAGGCCAUUGCUCAGAGUGGCACCGCCAUUUCCAGCUGGUCUGUCAACUAUCAGCCGCUCAAGUACACGCGGCUGCUGGCAGCCAAAGUGGGCUGUGACCGCGAGGACAGCACCGAGGCUGUGGAGUGUCUGCGCCGGAAGUCUUCCAGGGAGCUGGUGGACCAGGAUGUGCAGCCUGCCCGCUACCACAUCGCCUUUGGGCCUGUGGUGGACGGCGACGUAGUUCCCGAUGACCCCGAGAUCCUCAUGCAGCAGGGAGAAUUCCUCAACUACGACAUGCUCAUUGGUGUCAACCAGGGAGAGGGUCUCAAGUUCGUGGAGGACUCUGCAGAGAGUGAGGAUGGCGUGUCCGCCAGCGCCUUUGACUUCACGGUCUCCAACUUUGUGGACAACUUGUACGGGUAUCCGGAGGGCAAGGACGUGCUGCGGGAGACCAUUAAGUUCAUGUAUACGGACUGGGCUGACCGGGACAAUGGCGAGAUGCGGCGGAAGACCCUGCUGGCACUCUUUACCGACCACCAGUGGGUGGCCCCGGCUGUGGCCACUGCCAAGCUGCAUGCCGACUACCAAUCCCCCGUCUACUUCUACACUUUCUACCACCACUGCCAGGCCGAGGGCCGGCCGGAGUGGGCUGACGCCGCCCACGGGGACGAGCUGCCCUACGUCUUCGGGGUCCCCAUGGUAGGCGCCACCGACCUCUUCCCCUGCAACUUCUCCAAGAAUGACGUCAUGCUCAGCGCAGUGGUCAUGACCUACUGGACCAACUUCGCCAAGACUGGUGACCCCAACCAGCCGGUGCCACAGGACACCAAGUUCAUCCACACGAAGCCCAACCGCUUCGAGGAGGUGGUGUGGAGCAAGUUCAACAGCAAGGAGAAGCAGUACCUGCACAUAGGCUUGAAGCCGCGCGUGCGCGACAACUACCGUGCCAACAAGGUGGCCUUCUGGCUGGAGCUCGUGCCUCACCUGCACAACCUGCACACGGAGCUCUUCACCACCACCACCCGCCUGCCUCCCUACGCCACGCGCUGGCCACCCCGCACCCCCGGUCCCGGCACUUCCGGCACCCGCCGGCCGCCCCCGCCCGCCACCCUGCCGCCCGAGUCCGACAUUGACCCCGGCCCGAGGGCCUAUGACCGCUUCCCCGGUGACUCGCGGGACUACUCCACGGAGCUGAGCGUCACCGUGGCCGUGGGAGCCUCCCUCCUCUUCCUCAACAUCCUUGCCUUUGCCGCCCUCUACUACAAGCGGGACCGGCGCCAGGAGCUCCGGUGCCGGCGCCUUAGCCCACCCGGAGGCUCAGGCUCAGGGGUGCCCGGCGGGGGCCCCCUGCUCCCCACGGCCGGCCGGGAGCUGCCUCCCGAGGAGGAGCUGGUGUCCCUGCAGCUGAAGCGGGGUGGGGGUGUCGGGGCGGACCCUGCUGAGGCCCUGCGCCCUGCCUGCCCACCCGACUACACCCUGGCCUUACGCCGGGCACCGGACGAUGUGCCUCUCUUGGCCCCGGGGGCCCUGACCCUGCUGCCCAGUGGCCUGGGGCCCCCGCCCCCGCCCCCACCCCCUUCCCUCCAUCCCUUUGGGCCCUUCCCACCUCCCCCUCCAACUGCUACCAGUCACAACAACACGCUACCCCACCCCCACUCCACGACGCGGGUAUAGGGGGCGGCUUGGGGAGGCCUGCCUCCCUCACCCUCCCCAGCCCAGGCCACUUGAAGGCAGGGAGGAGGACUU